AUGGACUUGGAUACGGAAACACAAGGUGUAGCCAAGGAUGGCUCAAACACUCAGGGUGUGUACAUCUAUCGACCUGUAACUUCCGCGAAAGCUCACGGAGAGCGGCCUUCGAAGCGACGAAAGGUGCAACCCGAGAUUAAGGAACAGAAAAGUGAAUCGCACCCCUUUGUUCCUUUACUGGACGGCGAAGAAAACGAGUCAUCGGUCGAAUUGAGGUACAAUGCCUACCGGCUAUUGUGGUCAACUCAGGAAACCAAGAUCCAGGAGAUUCUAGAUGACGUGGAUUCCGAAGUUCUUGAGAACGUUUUAUCCUUCGUCAGGUCGACCUCGCAUCUGACAUAUGACGGCUGCAUCCCCACAGCAUUGAUAACAGUCGGAUCCAAUGUUUCAUCGCUUGGCAGACUGUUAUCCAAGCUCAAUGACCAGUUAGCUGCGUCAGAGGAAGGCGGAGUGGUCAUACUGGAGUCUGGUGAUGCGCCAAAUCUGAAGGCAACGCUGAAGAAUAUUAUCCGAGCUGCCGUCACAAACACGGAAGGUAACAAUGGGUAUCAGAAUUUCCUGACGGACCGAGAGGGACCCAGACUUCUUGGGUAUGAUCUCGAUUUACUUGGAGAUUAUGUGAAAAGGAAAGGGAUCAAAAAGCUGGUCGUAGCAUUCCGUGACAGUGAAGCGUUUGAUCCGAACAUUCUAACUGAUCUCCUGUCCCUCUUAAGUUCCUGGCUUGACCGGAUACCAUUUACCUUAUUGUUUGGUAUCUCAACAUCUGUUGAACUCUUCGAAGGAAGGCUUCCUCGGUCAAGCGUAGCCCUUCUUAGAGGUAGAUACUUUGAGAUUCACGGAGCAAGUAAUUGCGUUGAUCGCAUGUAUGAGCGGUUACAAGCAGACCAAAACGGACGAUUCUGGCUAGGACGCAAUAUUACAGGGGUUUUGUUUGAGAAAUCGAAUGACUAUUUCCAAACACCGGAGGCCUUCAGUCGGACAGUUAAGUAUGCGUAUAUGACACACUUCUUUGCCAAUCCAUUGGCAAUGCUCCUAUCAGAAGAGAUUUCCGUCAAUAGGCAACAGGGGAAGGUUUGCGAAGCAAUUAGAAACCUCCCAUCUUUCCGAAGAUUUUGCGAGCAUCUACUUGAUGACGAUUCUACUGAACAAGUGCGCAGCCUGUUGGAAAACGACGAGUUUCUGUUUCAGCAAAGCUUAAAGUACAUAGAAAUCGGACAGCAACGGAUGAGAAGUAUAUUCCAUGUCGUCAAGACGGUCUAUCUAUGCCUUAAGAGCAUGGAUAUAAGAAAAAAGCUUACGAUACCGGAUUUGUCAAUUCGUGCACUAUCCGGAGAUUUGCAAGAUUCAACUUACAUGGAUGACCUUCUUAAGGGCCUGAAAACGUUGGAUUCCUCAAAGCUGAAGGAAGUCCUGGCGUUUAUGCCUCAAGACCUGACUGACUGUCCGGAUUUCCAAGAAAUAAAGAAAGACUUCGAAGCUCUUGUGCAGACAUACCAGGGUACGGAGCCGCUCCGGAGUGAGUAUGACAGCCAUAAUUCCAUUGUGGCGGCAACUGUGGUCCAACAGCGGGUGAAGCUCAGUAAGAGCAAAGCCAGAUUACCCCAGCAAAAUAUUGAGUAUACCAAGGUAAUCGAUCGCGUUUAUGCUCUGUCAGAAAAGUAUUUUGUGGAAACAUUGGUGAUACCACAAGACUUGUUCUUGCAUGAAGCCUUUCUUCUUGAUAUGAAAAAUCCCUUGAAGGAGAUCUUCUCCCCUAGGCCACGUUUCGCGAUCGAACGUGCCUUAGCCAAUCCUUUCGACUACCUAAUGUCAAUGUCGGAUAGGACGGAGGCCAGGAUUUCCGCGCGACAGCCAGCCACUGCUAUCCUAUAUCAGCUGUAUCUCGAGUCCGGGGCACUGGUGAACGUUUACGACCUUUGGCAAGCUUUUUAUGCGGUGUUUGAGAGUGAACAAGGUGACGCUUGCGAUGAACGGAUGACUAUGACAUUGUUCUAUCGGGCGGUAUCAGAACUCAAGGCGCUUGGUAUGCUUAAAAGCAGUCGGAAGAAGGUGGAUCACGCUUCCAAAUCAGCAUGGAUUGGACUAUGA
Aspergillus oryzae RIB40 is the source of this 2088-nucleotide messenger RNA. Its product is annotated as putative origin recognition complex subunit 3. The record is from RefSeq and is a predicted model, not a curated record. The transcript is spliced from 8 exons. Gene Ontology annotation, cellular component: nuclear origin of replication recognition complex; DNA replication preinitiation complex; nuclear pre-replicative complex. Gene Ontology annotation, biological process: DNA replication; DNA replication initiation. Gene Ontology annotation, molecular function: DNA replication origin binding. NCBI's taxonomy places the organism in Eukaryota, Fungi, Ascomycota, Eurotiomycetes, Eurotiales, Aspergillaceae. The coding region runs from base 1 to 2088 and encodes 695 amino acids.